Vavraia culicis subsp. floridensis is the source of this 4032-nucleotide messenger RNA. RefSeq lists its product as uncharacterized. Gene Ontology annotation, molecular function: DNA-directed RNA polymerase activity; ribonucleoside binding; DNA binding. Bases 1 to 4032 code for a protein of 1343 amino acids. The record is from RefSeq and is a predicted model, not a curated record. Gene Ontology annotation, cellular component: RNA polymerase III complex. The transcript has a single exon. Gene Ontology annotation, biological process: DNA-templated transcription. NCBI's taxonomy places the organism in Eukaryota, Fungi, Microsporidia, Pleistophoridae.
AUGAAUCUCAUAAAAUCGUUUCUCAAACAGAACGGUCUAUUUCGCCACCACCUCACCUCCUACAACCACUUCAUAACCACCGACCUAAAAAGCAUCCUAAAAGUAAACAACACCAUUCUAUCGGAUAUAGACCCAACAUUUUACAUGAAAAUGUCUAACAUACGGGUGAACAAGCCCAACAUAAUUGAUAACAUGAUAAUUAGAGACGUAUUGCCCGAAGAGUGCAGAUUGAGAGACUUGAGUUACUUGGGUGAUAUUGUAGUUGAUGUUGAGUAUUGUGUGUGUAGGAAGGUUAGUGUUCGAAAAGAUGUUGUUAUUGGAAGGAUGCCCGUUAUGGUUGGAAGUCUGCUUUGCCAUUUGGGGAGUGUUGGAGAGAAUGAUGAAAUGAGAUGGAUAAGAGAGAGUAUCUUGGGUCAUGGUACGUGUGAAAAUACAGAGAGUGAUGUGAUGGUGGGUAAGAUGCCCGGUGGUGAUAUUGAUAUUGCUGUGGGUGGCACGCAGGCGCACAGAAUGAAAGGCUGUUUAGCGAUAGAAAAUGAUGCAAGUGUGAUCGAUGAAAGUAGCAUUGGUGGAGAAAUGAAUGAAGGAGCGGCCUGUGCCACAUCUUUUACCAGAGAUGAAUGCGGUAUGAGAAAGGAUGUUUUGGCUGAGAACCAUGAGUAUCCUGCGGAUCACAAAGCUGUGGACCGGUCUACCAACAAUAGAACGAAAAGCGGUGCUAUGAAGACUCAACCAAGUACAAGACAAAAUGCAGAUCAAACAUGCGGCUCGUUAUCACGUGACAUAGCACGGAUGAAGGGUCUGUUUACAAUAAAGAGACCGGCACAUCCCAAGGAGUGUCCACUUGACGAGGGUGCAUACUUCAUAAUCAAGGGGGUAGAGCGUGCCAUUCUCAUACAGGAGCAACUCUCCAAGAAUCGCAUCAUAGUAACCAACAAUACGAGCACGGUGUCAUCGUUCACAAGCGAAAGGAAAAGCAGAACAACUGUGGUGCACAAGAACGGCAACUAUUUUGUAAAGAAUAGCGUGUUUACUGAAGAUGUACCGCUGAUCGUGCUGCUGAGAAAUUACGGUGUAGACGAGCACGAGAUCGUCUCUUUGGGAUGUUCGUUGAAUGAUUUGCGGGUGGAUGUGCGCACGUAUCUCAAGAGUGUGUGCAAGGGCAGGGACGGGUUCAUGGACGAGAUCGUGUUGCCGAACGUAAAGCGUGAGGUAAAAGGCUUUUACUUGCUCACGAUGGCACGGCUUAUCGAGCACCAGGGCACGUUACGUGAUUUAGACUUUCUCGGAAACAAGCGUUUUGAACUGUCCGGUUCAUUGCUGUGCCUACUGUUCGAGGAUGCGCUCAAGCGUUUCAAUGAGGAGAUCAAGAAGGGCAUCGAUAAAAUACUGUCAAAACGGAUGCGUGCGCAGGAAUUCCAGCCACUCAGUCUGGUCAGUCUCAACAAUACGAUCACCAACACGCUGUGCAGGGCGAUAAGCACCGGCAACUGGAACAUUGGGCGCUUCAGAAUGGAGCGAAGCGGUGUGAGCACCGCACUGAGUCGCCUGAGCUACCUCAACACUGUUAAUACACUUACACGUGUGGUAUCGCAGUUCGAGAAGACGCGUAAGAUUGCAGGCCCACGCUCACUGCACACCUCAUGUUUUGGAGUGUUGUGUCCCUGCGACACGCCCGAAGGCGAAAGCUGUGGUCUUGUUAAGACUUUGAGCAUGCUCACGGAGAUAACGGUGGACGUGCCGUUCGAUGAAAAGGUGUUUUUGGUGCUUGGCGUGGCACUGGGCAAUUUCAAGAACAGGCUUUUGGUGUUUUUGAAUGGCUGUCCCGUUGGUUCGUGCAAUGAGUGUAUUGCUGGGCGUAUUGUGGGAAUGAGAAGAGAAGGAUUGAUUGAUAAGCAUGUGAGUGUGAGCAGGACAGGCAAUUUCGUGUUUGUUAGUGCGGAUGGUGGACGGAUAUGCAGGCCGUUACUGGUAAAUCCGUACAGGGAUGCGAGUACUGGUAAUGGUGCAGAUCACAGUUUGGACAGGGAUCAUGAACAGGAUUAUAAUCCGGAUGAUGACCGUAACUUGAACGAGGAUGUCCAUAGAACUAAGAAUUGCGGAGGUGCCACGAGUAGUAUCAGCAUGAGCGACCGUCAUCAUGGCCACGGUACCUCUGCAAGCGGUGCUAAUGCGUCCAGCACCUCUGAUGAAGAUCACAACGCUGCGUUCAAACGCUUUCUCAGACGUACCGUGUACAACGAGUACAUGAGCAUAUGUGACCUGGUCCAUAAGGGCGUGAUCGAAUACCUGGACAUAAACGAACAGUGCAACACUCUGAUAAGCCUUAGACAUCGUUACUCAACAAGCCAUACACACUACGAGCUGCACCCUGUAACGAUGCUGAGCUACUCGGCCACAACCAUUCCAUUUCCUGAACAUAACCAAAGUCCAAGAAAUACGUACCAGUGUGCAAUGGGCAAGCAGUCGAUGGGCAUCGCAUGUUUUAACUACAAACAACGCUUCGAUAACGUACUGUUCAUCAAUUACUACGUGCAGCGGCCCGUUACGUAUGGCGAUUAUGUACCAGAGGUACUUUCUGGACAGAAUGUGAUGGUAGCUGUGAUGAGUCUCAGCGGAUAUGACAUUGAGGAUGCGAUUGUUUUGAACAAGAGCAGUUUGGACCGAGGGAUGGCACGUGUUACUGUUUAUAAGAGUUAUAGUGUUGGGAUAGGGCGGUACGGGGAUGGUAGCAGUGAUGUUAUUUUACCUUUCAAGGAUGAAGACCUGGGUGUAGGUGGAAAAAGGAGUGAUGAGAUUAAGGGAGGUGCUGAUGAGAUGAGGGGAGGUGCUGAUGAGAUGAGGGGAGGUGCUGAUGAGAUGAGGAGAGGUACGGAUGAGAUUAAGGGAGGUGCUGAUGAGAUGAGGGGAGGUGCUGAUGAGAUGAGGAGAGGUGCUGAUGAGAUGCUUAGAAAGGGGAGCAAACAAUGUCAUGAGAACAGGCAUGGCAGCCAUAAUGAGCAUAUCCGCAAUGAUAGUGGUAAAAAGCACAGCCAUAACUCCGUGAGCAGUGCAAACACCAGCAUAACGAUGAAUGAUGGAAUACGAUGCGUGGGUGAAAUAGUAAAGAACGACAUCCUCAUCAACAAGUAUUCACCAAAAGGAGCGUUCAACGGGUUAUUCCACAAAAAGUUAGCAAUUGUUGACAGGGUGGUGGUCACAGACACGCUCAUAAAAAUAAAAGUGAGAGAAACACGUACACCGGUGGUAGGUGACAAGUUUAGCAGUAGGCAUGGACAGAAGGGCGUGGUAGGUCGUAUUAUGAGAGCUGUUGAUUUACCUUUUAAUGAGAGAGGAAUUGUUCCUGAUCUGAUCAUGAAUCCGCAUGGGUUUCCCAGUAGGAUGACGGUCGGAAAGAUUAAGGAGGUUGUGGCUGGUAAGGUUGGAGUAUUGCUGGGUAGGAGAAUGGAAUGCAGUGCGUACAGCUUUAAUGAGUGUGAUUAUGGUGGAGAAUGUGGUAAUGAUGGCAGUGACAAGUACUUCACAUGCAACGAUAGAGCAGCACUCAAAACGAUAGAGGAUUAUUGCACCGUCCUCAAAUCGCUUGGUUACAGCUACUCAGGCAAGGAGACAUUCUACAGCGGUACAACGGGCAAACCGAUCCCAACGCACAUAUUCUUUGGUCCCGUGUACUAUCAGAGACUAAAACACAUGGUAGAGGACAAAAUACACGCCCGCAAUAUCGGAAAAAGAACGGUGCUGACACGGCAACCUACGGAGGGACGUAGCCGAGAUGGUGGUUUAAGGGUGGGUGAAAUGGAAAGGGACUGCCUGGUAGGGCACGGAGCUGCUGAAAUGCUAAGAGACAGGCUGCUGUUCAGCAGUGAUGUGGUUGAUGUAGGGGUGUGCGACAGGUGCUGUGUAAUUAGGGAUAAGGGAGGAGCGUGCUGUGGGCGGGUUGUUGAUGUUAAGGUGCCUUACGGGUGUAAACUGCUGUUCGUUGAGUUGAUGGCUAUGGGCAUUUAUCCCAGGAUUAAGGUUGGGAAGUACUGA